AUGCCGUUUGCUAACGCGCUUUUCACGCCCAAAAGAGCCAGCGAAGACGAGCCCCACGACCAAAUCGGCUCUAACAGCUCGACGCCGCCAGGUGCGGCGACUCCGCGCCCCGACCCUACGGAUAAACGACUGCCGGGUAUUCUUCACAGUUACUUUGGCCAGGUUCGUGAUUCUCUGAUCCCCCGUCGAAAGUCUGCGAACAACCCCUCCCCCGCAUCUGCAUCUGCAUCUGCACCUGCAUCCGCUCUUGCCCUAGAUCGAGCACAAGAGGAGGGUGCGCCCCUAGAAAAGGAAAGCUCGCCCAGUAGUCUGCACUCGAACCCUCUGCCCAGUCCCGCACCCUCUGCCUCGUCCGUCUCGCGACGUCCCUCAACCGCCAAGUUGAAUGGAGAAGCCGAGAAGCUAACACAAGGCGACUUUGCGCCGCCACAAAACCAGGCCACACCCCCACAGACUCCUCGAACCCGCUCACAAGAAGGCAAAGUGCCCACAUCAAACCUAUCACACACGUCUCUCGCGUCGAGUGCGAGUGCGAGUACGAGCGCGCAUGUGAAGGCAAAGGUGAGCAGCAAGGCGCCCGCUGUAGGGCCGCCAAAAGGCAAGCUCUCCGUUUCUAUUUCAGAAGGCCGAGGUCUCCGUCCCAGCGUAGACCCGUAUGUCGUAUGCCAGUUCCAGUGGGCCGAAUACAUUUCAGAAGGACCGAGGAACGAAGAAUCGCCGAAGAAGGCGAAACUGUCGAAUGACGGCGCUGGUCGGAACGCCGGUGGGCUCUCCAUCCGACGGACAGACAGCGACAUGGGGAGGCCGAUGGCAAUACCGAUGAGGAGUAGGCAGAGCAGCAACAGCGGCACGAGUUCCGACCCUAAAGAGAACCUUAAAGAGGUGACGAAUCCAAAGUGGGAACACGAUACCAUAUUCGAUGUUGUUGGGGACCACUCCGAGAUCGAUAUAUCCGUCUACGACCGAUCGAACCAAGAGGCUUUCCUCGGCCAUGUGCGUUUCUGCCCUAACCUUGUCGAGUACGAACACCCAUAUGAUGGCUGGUUUACCUUGGAAUCGCGAGAUGGUGAAGAGGACUAUGUGACUGGUGAGAUUCACCUGCGGAUCAAUUUCCACAAGAUCGACAAGAAACACUACGGUCCGGAGGACUUCGAAAUUCUCAAACUCAUUGGAAAAGGUACCUUUGGCCAGGUAUUCCAGGUCCGCAAGCGAGAUACUCGUCGGAUAUACGCCAUGAAAGUGCUAUCGAAGAAAGUCAUCGUGCAGAAAAAGGAGGUCGCACACACUCUCGGCGAACGCAACAUUCUCGUGCGGACAGCUAUGGCAGAGUCGCCUUUCAUUGUUGGGUUGAAAUUCUCGUUUCAAACCCCUACUGAUCUCUAUCUCGUUACCGACUACAUGUCCGGUGGAGAGCUGUUCUGGCACCUCCAGAGAGAAGGCCGCUUCCAUGAGGCCCGCGCAAAGUUCUAUAUUGCAGAACUCAUUCUCGCCCUUCAGCAUCUGCAUGAGCACAAUAUCGUUUACCGAGACUUGAAACCAGAGAAUAUUUUGCUGGACGCCAAGGGUCAUAUCGCUCUCUGCGACUUUGGACUGUCAAAGGCAAAUCUUACCGAGAAUGCAACAACAAAUACGUUUUGUGGCACAACAGAAUAUCUUGCUCCCGAGGUUCUGCUUGAUGAGCAUGGUUACACCAAAAUGGUCGAUUUCUGGUCCCUCGGGGUUCUAGUCUUCGAGAUGUGCUGUGGUUGGAGCCCUUUCUACGCCGAAGAUACCCAGCAGAUGUACAAGAAUAUUGCUUUUGGCAAAGUGCGAUUCCCCCGAGAUGCGCUUAGCACUGAAGGUCGAAACUUUGUGAAAGGUCUUUUGAAUCGGAACCCGAAGCACAGACUCGGUGCGACCCGAGAUGCCGAAGAGCUGAAGGCUCAUCCUUUCUUUGCAGAUAUCGAUUGGGACGCUUUGACAAAGAAGAACGUCGUACCCCCAUUCAAACCAAAGCUCAAGUCAGAGUUGGAUGUCUCGAACUUCGACCCCGAGUUCACAAAUGCCCUGAACGGCAAUGGAUCUCUGAACGCCCGUGCCGCGGCCCUGGCGUCUGGCGUGAACCCAGCCUCUACUCCCCUGUCGCCAACUAUGCAAGCCAAUUUCGCCGGUUUCACCUUUGUAGACGAGAGUACCAUGGAACAACAAUUUAGGAACCGAGAUCAUGAUAUCGAGCGAAUGGAUGAGGACAACAAAGAGGAAGACGCUGACUGGGAGAAACUCGUUGGACGCGGAGACCGCAUGAGCGGCAUCAUUCCCAGUAACGACCAUGACAUAUUUAGUCAUGGCAACUUUGACGUAUGA
Messenger RNA from Lindgomyces ingoldianus, 2343 nucleotides. Its product is annotated as kinase-like protein. Gene Ontology annotation, molecular function: protein serine/threonine kinase activity; ATP binding. The transcript has 2 exons. Bases 1 to 2343 code for a protein of 780 amino acids. The record is from RefSeq and is a predicted model, not a curated record. Lineage: Eukaryota; Fungi; Ascomycota; Dothideomycetes; Pleosporales; Lindgomycetaceae. Gene Ontology annotation, biological process: protein phosphorylation.